UAGUGAUUAUAUAUGAUUAUUGGAAGGUGUAAAGUAAAGAUGAUUAUAGGUGUUAGUUGAUUAUAGGUUUAUGAUUCCUUUCAAGAUUUAAGUUGUAGAAAAAACUCUAAAAGGGGUACAGUAAUGGUGCAAAUCAUAGUUUGUGAUGCGUUGACUGGGGAGCUAAGCUGUGUGGAGUCCGUUUCUCUUGAUUUUUAUGUUGUUUCCUUAGCUGGUUUGAUUUGAUUUUUGUGGAUAAAAUUUUGCUAGUUCUGUUUUUUUGUUUUUUUUUUGUUUUGUGUGAAUUUGAUUUCAUGUCUAGAGGGGACAUGACACAACUCCAACUUACCAGGACAUGACUCUAGAUAGAUAGGAAGGUUUGGAAUGUUACAAGAUUUAGAUAGAAGGUUAGUGAUUAGUUGAGUGUUAUUGCACUCUAUGUGGGAGUGGUAGUAGGGGCUAUUUAGUAGUCAUUUAAACUCUUGUUCUAUAAUGUGUAUUAGUAUGUGUCGCUUCAUUCAUUUGCUUUGUAUUUGCUAUUUUACUGGCAUACUUUUGUGAUACAUUGCUUCAAUGACUUUUUUGUUGAGUUGAGGGAAUGCCGGAAACAAUCUCUCUACCUCACAAAAGGUAGGGGUAAGGAUAACAAGGAUCAUACGGUAAAAGGCUGCAAAGAUGGGGAUCAUAUGAGAGUGAACUGUCAACCCGUUCCUCUCUAGAAAGAAAGAGAUAGCUCUAACAUUCUCUCUGUUCCUAAUGUCUUCAGCACAAAUAAGGUUCAACCACAAUUCUAGAAAUUCAAAAAGAGGGUCACAGGAUCUUUUGGGCGGCAAGGAUUUUGAACUUCAUGAGUGUGAGAAAGAUAAUUCACAUGAACCUUUAAGUAUGUUAGAGUCAGAGCUCAAAGUUUUGAGCGCAGAGAGUGUUCAUGUUCUGAAAUUAUGCGGAGGAAACCAAUUAAUUGAGGAGUUCUAUUCUCAAACAUAUUGUGAUGAUGUUGAAAAGCUAGACCACCACCUCAAAGGCUACAAUCCCUCUGCAUAUAGUUACAAAGAUAGCCAAUUGCACAUGCUCCAAAAUGUUGUAGGCGAUGGCUCCCAGAGAAAACCAAUAAAUACAGAUUCCGGAGGAUUUAUGGAACUUGAUUAUUACAUGGACCUAGACCCUGGACAAACUAAGAAGGCUUGUUCUGAACUGGAUUCUGAAUGGAUUGGAGUUCAGAAGGCUCAACCAUGGUGGCGCACAGCUGAUAAGGAAUUAGCUGCCUCAGGUUCUCCCAAGUCAUCUGAAUGUAUCACGUAUUCUGAGCAUUCAUGGCGUGAGCCUUUGAGAAGUGAGUCAUAUAACUGUUCUAACCAGGUUAGUAUGAUAGAAAAGGAAUCUCUGGUUACUCCUGAUUAUUGUCCAAGACAACAUCCUUCACAAAGCCAACAGAAGAUAUUGUGUGUUGGCAAAGGGUGCUUAUCACGUCGUUCAGGACAGCCAGUAAGUGGUGAUGACAAUUUAAGUAUUGCCAACGUCCUCUCAUCAGAAACCCAACCAGGAUCAAGCGAUCUCAGCAAAACACAACUGUUAGAAGCACUGUGCUAUUCUCAAACCCGUGCAAGAGAAGCUGAACAAUUGGCACAGCAAGCAUACAACGAAAAGGAGCAUGUGAUCAAGCUGUUGUUCAGGCAGGCUUCUCAGCUCUUUGCUUACCGGCAGUGGCUUCAAAUUUUGCAGCUUGAAGCUCUGGUCCUCCAGCUCAGGAACAAAGAUGAGCAAGAUUCCAUCAACUAUUCAAAUAGCUUCCCCGUUAUCCCUUGCAAAGGACGGAAACUGAAGAAGUUUAGAUAUAAUAAGCCUACUAAGAAGAAGACAAGAAAGGGAAAAUUCAAGAUAAACAAGUCUGCUGUAGCUUUUGCCUUGGGUUUGAGUCUUGCUGGUGCUGGUUUGUUACUUGGUUGGACCAUGGGAUGGCUAUUUCCUGCCCUCUAAACCAUCUUUCUGGUUCGCUUAGAUUCACGUAGGUAUGUUUCAUGCGUUUUCUAUCAGACCACGUCGAAGAUAUAAUAUUCUAGUAGAUAGGAUUGCAUAUUCUGUAAAUAUACAACUACUACGCAUCAAUCCCAAAUGCAUUUUGUAAAUAUUGUUGGGCUAAGGUCUUAUAUCAUAUGUAACCUCUGUGUGUUUUCAUAUCAGAAUGCUUUGGAGAUUAUUUCAACAGGUUUGGGCUAGCUGUAUAUACUUUCUAUGUUCGGAUGAUUAAAAAGUGAAAUCUUUGUAUGUUAUAUUUCCUUCGUUUCAA
This is a messenger RNA of Solanum lycopersicum (tomato), 2266 nucleotides long. RefSeq lists its product as uncharacterized. The record is from RefSeq and is a predicted model, not a curated record. Lineage: Eukaryota; Viridiplantae; Streptophyta; Magnoliopsida; Solanales; Solanaceae.